AUGGCGAGUACUUCAUUUGAGGAAUACUUUUCAAUUCAGACAUUUUUAAUUGUUUUCAGAGAAACACUUGAAUCUGCUAUAAUCAUAUCAGUGUUGCUUUCGUUUGUGCAUCAAACAUUCAAUGGCAACACCAAAAAAUCAAACCGUGACACUCGCAACCAAACUUAUGAUAGUGUUGAAAGUUCAAGUUCAUUGAUUCCAUCACAGUCUGACGACCUUGCAUUUGAAAAAAAUGAUGCUAAACUUUGCAGAUACUUGCAAUUACAAAUAUGGAUUGGUGGAUUAUUGGGACUUUUGGUAUGCCUAAUAAUUGGUGCUAUCAUUCUUGGUAUAUUUUAUAUUAUUGGUAGUGAUUUGUGGACCGUUGCUGAACAUUAUUGGGAAGGUACAUUUUCAAUAAUUGCCAGUAUUAUCAUCUCAGUAAUGGGGAUUAAAAUUCUUCGUGUUAAUAAAAUGCAAGAAAAGUGGAAAUUGAAGCUUGGCAAAAUAUUGCAAUCUUCUGGAUACUUAAACAACUCAAGCAAUCAACAAUCUUUCGACAAGGCAGGUCGCACAUGGGCAAAUAGAAUUGAAUUAUGGUCUGAAAAAUACAAUAUGUUCAUAUUGCCAUUUGUUACUACUUUAAGAGAAGGUUUAGAAGCAAUAGCAGUUAUCGGAGGUAUCGGUAUCAAUGAAAAUACUUCAGUGAUGGCUCUAGUAAAUGCUGCGAUGUUGGCAAUUAUUCUGGGAAUUUUAGUAGGAGUUCUAUUGUAUCGAUAUGGUAAUACUUUGUCUUUAAAGAUGUUUUUAAUCACAUCAACUUGUUUCUUAUAUUUAGUUGCAGCUGGUUUGUUUUCCAAAGGGGUCUGGAAUUUUGAGUUGCAGAGGUUUAUUGAUAAAUGUGGAGGGCUAGAUGUGAGUGAGACUGGCCAUGGUCCUGGAUCAUAUGAUAUCGCAAUAUCUGUUUGGCAUGUCAAUUGCUGCAAUGGAGAAAUGCAAGAAGAUGGAGUUUUCUGGAUGGUUUUCACUGCUAUUUUAGGAUGGACAAACUCUGCUACAAUUGGUAGUGUUGUGAGCUACAAUGUUUAUUGGAUUGUUAUUAUAUUGGUAUUUGGGUCUUUGAUUUACGAAGAAAAGAAUGGAUUUUUACCAUUAAUUCCUAUUUCCUGGCAAUUAAAAAGAAUCCAAAAGAGGCAGAAUUUGUACCAACCUUUGAAUGCUCCCGAGAUUGGUGUACAUGAGGAAGUCAGAGAAAGCAUCGACACAUUAAAUUCAGAAACCCCCUUACAAAGAUGA
This is a messenger RNA of Candida dubliniensis CD36, 1275 nucleotides long. RefSeq names its product Fth1p (gene FTH1). The record is from RefSeq and is a predicted model, not a curated record. Gene Ontology annotation, cellular component: high-affinity iron permease complex; fungal-type vacuole membrane; plasma membrane. The transcript has a single exon. Lineage: Eukaryota; Fungi; Ascomycota; Pichiomycetes; Serinales; Debaryomycetaceae. Gene Ontology annotation, biological process: iron ion transmembrane transport. Gene Ontology annotation, molecular function: ferrous iron transmembrane transporter activity. The coding region runs from base 1 to 1275 and encodes 424 amino acids.